AUGAAGAAAACACAAACCAACACCUCUGACCUGCUGCUGUUCAUCAACAUGGACCUCUGGUUUUUCCUCGUUUUCACUAUGGCUGUUCCAUUGGCCUCUCGAACCGAAGGGCUGUCCACAACAACAUCAAAUAGCACCAGCAUAACCAGCAUAACCAGCAGCCCCCCUGAGUUGCCGAUCCCUGUUACCACUGCUACUGUUCUUGUUACUACUUCUGCUCCUAUAACUGUAACUGAUCUGACCAGUGCCAGCCCUUAUAUCAGUCCUGAUAAUACUGUUUCUGAGUCCGUACCAGAAACCACAGUCCUCACCACUGAAUCAGAAAGUACUUCAAACACCAUCACACCAGAAAGUUCAAGAACUACCAACAAUCCCAACACUUCUCCUUACGCUGAGCCCACACUCGAGGAGUCCACCGUGCCCCCUGAUACUCCUCCUUCUCCUGGUACCACACCUCUUCUUCCUACUUCUCCUUACGCUGAGACCACUGAACCAAUCGAGGAGUCCACUGUGCCCCCUGAUACUCCUCCUCCUCCUGGUACCACACCUCUUCUUCCUACUUCUCCUUACGCUGAGACCACUGAACUAAUCGAGGAGUCCACUGUGCCCCCUGAUACUCCUCCUCCUCCUCCUCCUGGUACCACACCUCUUCUUACUACUUCUCCUUACGCUGAGACCACUGAACCAAUCGAGGAGUCCACCUUGCCCCCUGAUACUCCUCCUCCUCCUCCUGGUACCACACCUCUUCUUACUACUUCUCCUUACGCUGAGACCACUGAACCAAUCGAGGAGUCCACUGUGCCCCCUGAUACUCCUCCUCCUCCUACACCUCUUCUUACUACUUCUCCUCCAACUACUACUACUUCUACUCCUCCUUUUAGUACCACUCCUUAUGCUACUACUACUGCUACUACUCGUUCUCCUACUACUACACUUUUUACUACUAUUACUUCUACUACUACUCCCCCCACUACCACUCCUCUGGUUUGUGUUAAUGGUGGGAUAUUACUGAACGGUGUCUGCAUCUGUCCUGAUGAAUGGACCGGAGAGACGUGCUCAGUAGAAAAUUUUUGCAAAGCCGAAGUGCUAAAUGAAUUCAGAUUCCCACCUACACCGGUUGGCUGGUUUGCAUAUUCUGAGGAAGUCUGUCCGCAAGGAACGAGUAAUGCUGGUAAACCACAGGCCGUGACCAGAUGCUCCAACACGACUGGAUCUCUGGGUUUCAACCGUCCACCACAGGUCGUCAAGUGUGACCAGACGUUCAGCGACAUUCAACAAAAUAUACGUGUAUGGAUAACGUCCUUCCUCUGUCAGCUUACCAGUGUAGCUGAUUUAGAUACGCUGGCGACCAGCACUCAAAUUCUGACAUCCAGACCUGAAGAGCUGACGGCCGAAAACGUCACAGCAGCAGCUCAGAUCGUCAACACACUGCUGCUGUCUCCUAAUGCCACAGAGAGCGUCAGAGUGGCAGCAGUCGCCACAGUCAGCCAACUGCUCAAUGCCAGCGCUCCAGACAACACUGAGGAAAACAGCGCAACUCUGGGCCUGACCGUGACUCUGGACCAGCUCUCUGUGAACCUCAGCACCAGCCUCAACACGUCUCAGUCUCAGGUGGUUCAGCCAAACCUGGUGGUUCAGUCGGUCCUCAUCCCUGCUGCUGACACUCAGGGAGUCCAGUUCACCUCUCUCACAGGAACGUCGGGCAGUUUUGUGGCCGACCGGAUUCAGCUGAACACCAACACCUCAAACGCUGUGGUGGAAGGCGGGAUCGUCGUCGACACCCUGAUAUACGUCCAGUUCCCACCAGAAGCUGCUGGCAGACGUCAGAAGCCAUCAAAUGUCUCUCUGGGUUUCGUCCUCUACCAGAACGACCGCUUUUUCAGGUCCAGACUCUACAGGGGGCGUCACGCCACCAUCAGGGUCCUGUCAGCCAGUGUCAAAGGUCAGGAUCGCAGCGUGGUGCCACAACACGUGGAGAUGCUGUUCAGACCAACGCUGAUGGACCGAACGUCUCUGCACGACUUCGCCUGUGUUUUCUGGAACUACAGUGUGGAGGACUGGAGCACCGCCGGCUGCUCCAAGGGAAACGCUUCAGACGGAGUCAUGAGAUGUUUCUGUAACCACACCACCAACUUCGCUGCUCUCUGGUCAUACAGAGCAACAUACGAGUACGCACACGCCCUGGACCUGAUUUCCAUCGUCGGACUUUCGCUUUCGAUUGUGGGUUUCGCUGUAACGAUCAUUCAUCACAUUAUAGACCGAGAGUCUCUUCAGAACAACAGGAACAUGAAGAUGGCUCUGCUGUGUAUCUGCGUCAGCCUGCUGGCCUUCGUCAUCACCUUCCUCUCUGGAGUUGAAAACUCCAGCAGAGAGGACGACGCCGGGCCGAAGAUCACAACUCAAACCAACAACAUCCCCGACUCUGACCAACACGUGGAACAGGACGGCGGCUCCUGUACGGCGGUGGCGGCCCUGCUUCACUUCUUCCUGUUGGCCACCUUCAUGUGGAACAGUGUGUACAGCACUCAGCUGGUGCUGCUGGAGUCCCCCUCUGGAGACGGACAGCACAAGAGUCUCCCUAAGCACUGGACCCUGUUCAGUAUCGCUGCGGGAUGGGGUGUCCCUGCCAUUGUCAUGGCGAUCACACUGGGAGCAACCUACAGGGUGGACAAUCCUCUGGGAUACAGGCAGGAGGAAUUUUGCUGGCUUGCAGCUCUGGAUAAGGACAAAGACUUUAAGUUUGACAAACCGAUGUUCUGGGGUUUCCUCCUUCCAGUCGGUCUGACUCUGAUCUACAAUAUGGUACUGUUGGUUCUCACCAUGCGAGCCAGGUCCAAAAGCUCGUCUCUAAGGAAGAAGUUCCUCAAAAGCUUUUCUCUGGCUGUGUUACUGGGCCUGUCCUGGUCUCUGGGAUACCUGGUCCUCAUCACUUCUGGACACGCACACCAGAUCUUCAGCAUCUUCUUCUGCCUGUGUACAACCACACAGGGAUUUCAGAUCUUCAUCCUCUUCACAGCCAGAACACCGGCCUUCAAAGCCACUGUCUCCCGCUCUGUGCAGUACGUCUCCUCAGUCAACAUCCCGCUCCAGACCAUGAAGUACAGGGUGCAGAAAAACUGGGGCCGGAAAACCAGUCCCCAGCACUAUAAAGACCUGAUGGACGAGCACGCGUCUUUAGAUUAGUGAAAGGUAGUUCAGUGUCUGACAGAGUGAGACCUGAUCAAAACAACAGCUGUUCAAACUGCUCUGAUC
Toxotes jaculatrix (banded archerfish) is the source of this 3252-nucleotide messenger RNA. It is a transcript of the gene adgrg7.1, whose product is annotated as adhesion G protein-coupled receptor G7, tandem duplicate 1. The transcript has 16 exons. Gene Ontology annotation, biological process: G protein-coupled receptor signaling pathway; cell surface receptor signaling pathway. Lineage: Eukaryota; Metazoa; Chordata; Actinopteri; Toxotidae. The coding region runs from base 1 to 3183 and encodes 1060 amino acids. Gene Ontology annotation, molecular function: G protein-coupled receptor activity. Gene Ontology annotation, cellular component: membrane. The record is from RefSeq and is a predicted model, not a curated record.